Phymastichus coffea is the source of this 6369-nucleotide messenger RNA. It is a transcript of the gene chico, whose product is annotated as insulin receptor substrate 1-like. Gene Ontology annotation, cellular component: cytosol; plasma membrane. Gene Ontology annotation, biological process: insulin receptor signaling pathway. Gene Ontology annotation, molecular function: insulin receptor binding; phosphatidylinositol 3-kinase binding. The record is from RefSeq and is a predicted model, not a curated record. NCBI's taxonomy places the organism in Eukaryota, Metazoa, Arthropoda, Insecta, Hymenoptera, Eulophidae. The coding region runs from base 2222 to 5836 and encodes 1204 amino acids. The transcript is spliced from 8 exons.
GGGGAACACGUGGUAGUCGGAGAGCGGGGCAGCUAAGCAAUAACAACGCGCAUAUAUAGCAAAAGCAUCCCAAAGCAAAGUUAAUGUCUACACAUACACACGUACGCAUAUAGAUAUGCGCGUCGCGCGUUUCAACAAACAUACUCCAUAGGUAUACCAACGUGUGGAUCGCGGCCACGACGUAGUUGCCUCGUUGGCGUGGGGAGGCCGCGUUCUCUGUGUACACGUAUAUGUGUUGUACUCUUUGCAAGAGCACGUAUGCACACAAUUGAGAGAUAGAGGUGUAAAUUGUGAGCAUGUAUCACAGAGCAACCGCAGUCUGCGCAACAUAGCAGACUGCAGCCCUACAAAAACAAGUUGGUGAAAGCCAGGCAGGCAGCAAACGAGCAGUUCUCUCUCUUUCUCUCUCUGUUUCAUAGCUAUGGCGUACUAUGUAGUUACGUUACGUGGCGCAGCCAGAGAGCAUCGUUUCAUUAAAGGGCUCAACCACGCGUCUCUCACAUGUACACAUCACACCCGUACACGCUAACGCGCUGACGAGGAAUUGCAUCGUCGCCGCUGAAUAACAAGCUUAGUAAUGGUGGUAGUGUGUGCAUGCGUUGCGGCUGUACGAGAGAGUAUCAAGUAGCGCGCUCUCUUCUCACGGACGCACACCGAUAGAUACAUAUGUAUGUAUAUAUAUAUAUAUAUAUAUAUAUAUAUACGUAUACACAUAGUCUAGUUCGUAUAUAGUUUGUGCCGCCACGCAAGUGUGCGAGAGUGGAAGCUCGCGCUUACGCGCGCAGUCGCCGCCGCCGCCAUUCGAGUAGUUAGCGCCUGCGUACAGCUUGUUUACAACUGCGAAGCUUGCCAUACACACAUGACCUUUCCAACUUCCAAGAUGGACACGAGUGCCCGUCCUCGCGUUACCGCUCAGCCUGUCUAAAUCCGACGGUAUUUCGCGCAAGUGCUACGCAAACGAGUGUCGCCUGCAGUGUGCCUUCGAUCGACGAUUUGUCGCCAGCUAUUCGAUCAGGCCGCGUGUGUGCAGUGUUGCUUACAUCGCAGUGCAAGAAGAAACGACAGUCUGUUUUGGCUGCCUGCUCACGCUCUUCGUUGUCGUCGCACGCUCGCAUACGUAUCUGUGCCCACGAGGAUCCCACGACGUAAAUAGUGCGACGAGACUUGGCGUAUCCGGAGAUCGCUGGAGAGAGACAGAGACAGCGGACGGCGAGAGUCAGAGCUCGAGAGAGGGAGAGAGUAGUGCAUAGUCUCGCGGACAUCCGGUACUAGCACAUACGGCCAAGAGCGAAGGGGAGAGAGAGCGAGAGAGCAGAGAGAGCAAAGAGCCGCCAGCCAACACCUGGCCUCGUGUGCACGUCGCAGCUUCUCUCGGAAGCUCACCUGCGAUAAAAUUCGCUGCAAGUGCGUCGUGCUCGGGCUCGCGGCUCACGUGCGCAUCGGGCACGGAAAAACAAGCCAGCAAUUCGUGGAAGCGAGAGAGAGUGAGUCGGAGGAAAGUGCGCGCGCGAGUGCGUGGUGUGCGAACAGCAGAAGGAAGGAGAGGGAGCGAGACAGACAACGUGUCCGCAGUGGCUGGCGCCUGCCGCGAAGGAGUAUAAUCGCGAGCAGCCGCCGUGUGCUUGUUUGGCCCGUCAACUCGGCGCCUAUUGCGCACGCAAGUACCGCUGGCCUUGGCAAUUCAGGUGAACCGAAGAUUCGACGCAAUUGCGAAAAGAGAGCAGUCUUCGGCGGCGGGCUGCCGACGGCGCGAAAGCACGCGAGCGAAAAGAAACAGGGCGGACGGCAUGGUGCUUACGAGGCCCGAGCAGUCGCUCCCCUAAGCUGGCCGGCGUAGAGCGCCGCGACGCGCACGGGCGCUGUCUAGGGCGCGGCAACAGAGACGCACCUAUGCGCCCGCACAGCCCGUAGGAGCGAGAGCGACAGACGCAAACGCCAUAAUAAUAACAACAAUAACAGGGGCAGAGCAGAGGGAGAGAGAGAGAGAGAGCGGCGCUAAGGAGAUUGCGCGCAGCCCCAGCGCCGCCGCCACGGCCGCGACACGUGCUCACACGUAGCAGGCAGCUCCACCAUUACUCGCACCUGCCAUGCCGCCCAGGCCCACAGCUCGCACCUGGGCCACCACCAGCUGAACACGGCCGCUGUCGCACUCCCCUCCACGAGGCAGCUGCUUCGCUCGGUUCUGCGAGCUAACGCCAGCGGCACCGACCACGCCAGCAGCAUGUCCUCCCCCGCGCCCCCCUCCCAGUCGCCGGGCGCCGUCGUCCUGCAGGCCCACCUCAAGAAGCUCAAGACCCUCAAGAAGAAGUACUUCGUGCUGCGGGCCGAGGCCUCGGGGCAUCCCGCUUGCCUCGAGUACUACGACAGCAAGAAGAAGUACGACGCCAAGCAUCCACCCAAGCGCAGCAUCUCCGUGCGCAGCUGCUUCAACAUCAACAAGCGCCGGGAUACCAAGCACAAACACGUCAUUGCGCUCUACACCAAGGACGACUGCUUCUGCCUGAUGCUCGACAACGAGCGCGAUCUGGACGAGUGGCUCAAGGCACUCCUGCUGCUUCAGAACGGCGAUCAACCCGACGGAGAGCAGCCACGGCCUACGUUCGAGCACGUGUGGCAAGUCCAGAUGCAGAAGAAGGGCCUGGGCGAGCGCAAAAACAUUACGGGACCCUACAGGUUAUGCCUCACCGAUCGCGUUCUCAGUCUCGUCAGACUUGGAUCGGACGACAAAUCCGACUCCAUUGAGUUCACAGUGAGUAUCGCGCUAUCGAAAGCGUUUAUUCGGCUAUCUAACAGUGCUUUUAUUCGCUUUCAGUUGAGCUGCAUCAGGAGGUCUGGCGCUAUGGACCGCAUAUUCUACAUGGAGGUGGGGCGUUCUGCCAUUGCUGGCGGUGGUGAACUAUGGAUGGAGGUUGAGGACAAUAACAUUGCGCAGAACAUGCAUCACGCCAUCAACAAUGCUAUGACUAAUUCGAGCACUGUCAAAGAUGACGGUCCCAGGCAGAGGAUGCGCAGCUCCUCGGCAAAUGAGGCCAGCAAACCGAUAUCGGUUCUUCAAAGAAGACAUACUGCGCAAAAACUGCAUGGUUUUUCACCCUUAGAGGAACAGAGGCUGCACGAGGAGCAAGUCGGAGCGUUACAGGAGCAGAACGUCACUGCAUCCGCCCCCUCACAGUGUAGUCAGUCACAGACUACUUCUACUACCAAUACACUUACGGGCGUGCCAGCGGUGCGAGACAGGUGCGACAGUCUGCCCUCGAGGGCGCGCACGAGCAGCGAAGGUCAGCCAAGUUGCUGCGUAGUGUCGGCGGCGGCGGCGGCGGCCACCGGCGGUCGAGCCAGCCACCUGAUGAUCAGGCCGCACUCGGUGCACACCAGGGCCGGCAUGAUGAUGUCCUACUCGCCACCGGUCGGCUCCAUGCCCAUCAGCCCGGCCUCGGGCGCCUGCUCCACGGAUUCCGCCGGCUCGUCCUUGUCCAUAGACGACGCCUCGGAGAACAUGGACGAGGGCGUGCUCGCCAAGUUCGGCCACUCGCUCACGCCCGACGAGCCGGUCAUUCUCGAGGAGAACGCCGACGACUACGUGCCUUGGUCGCACUCGGUCAACCACCAGCCCAAGUACCACUGCUCGCCCUCGCAGCAGAGCUCCUACGUGGAGAUGUACAGCCCGUGCAGCUCGAGCCCGGGGCGCGGGGCGUACAUGCCGAUGAGCCCGGCGCAGGGCGCGCACUCGCGCAGCUCCUCGCUCGUCGAGGAGGCCUCGCUAUUGGGCGACGGCUACGUGCCGAUGGCGCCGCUGGGCGAUGACGGCUAUGUCGACAUGGACCCGGUCAACAACCACAACGGCCACUUCCCCGACGACAUGUCGCAGCAUGGCGGGAGCAGUUGUUCCGUUACCUCCGGCACCCCCAGCACCGACAUGCGAUUCUCCGAGUAUCACCUCGACAAGGUGACCAGCUUCCUUGCGCCCGGGGAGGACUUUCAGACGAGGCCUACGAGGGCCUACUCCGUCGGCUCGAGGCCCGAGCCCAUCAAUAGGCAUCGGAAAAAUAGGUUGGACAUUGCUCAGCAGGAGUCGAAUCGCGUGCGAGCUUUCUCUGUGGGUAGUCGCUCGAAGAGGCCCGAAAUAGCCAGGCUCACCCACGUGAUAACGGCCCCGUUGGUGCCUGGCAUCGAGAGCUCGCACUCUAACAAGUCCAACUCGGCGCCGAUGCUGUCCAGCUCCUGGGGACACACGUCCGUCUGCUCGACCACCUCUGAGCGGAUGGAAGAUCUGAUGGAGCUCGACUUCACCAGGCCUGCGCCCGUCGCGGCGCUCACCUCGCCACCUUCCUCCUACUCGCACUCGCACUCGCAAUCGCAAUCGCAAUCAUACUCGACUGCCACAGAUACCAGUUCCUACGUCGAUAUGUCUCCUGGACAGCCGCCAAUUUCAAGCACUGCCCCUUACCUCGACAUGAACGGACCAGCAAAGAAUAACCGUAUUAACAACAACAGCAGCAGUAGCAGCAACAAUAACAUCAAUAACAACAACAAUAACAACAACAACUUCACCACUGCCAACCACAACCACAAUCAUUCGCUGCUCAUGGUGUCCGCUCACAAGCCAGUUAUCACGCAGGUGACGCCCUCGCUGAAGCCCGUCGAAGAGGCGGAAUCGUCUUACAUGAGGAUGGCGCCGAGCUUAGAGGACUGGCAGCAUUCCAGACUGAAUCCGAAGCAGGUACCGUCGCCCUGCCAAGACGACUACAUGCAAAUGAAUGGGCCGCCGGGUGGCACGCGAACCGCGCCCAUGGACUUGCCGCAGCCGCGACGACCACCGGAAGGCUACGUCGAGAUGUCCUUCAAGCCCAAGCCCAGCCUGGAGCAAGACUACAUCAACAUGAGCUUGGGCCUGAAUCGCAACAAUCGCAGGCAGCAUCACAACAACAACCGCAAGAAAAAGAGCUCGCUGCCAAUCGCCAUCCAAGCUGGUAGCAAGUUCUCGAAAGCGCCGAACUUCCUGCCGCUCAACGGCAGCCCCACUUCCGAGAGUUUGGACAGUACCCCAGCCUCGCCACCGCGCGCCACGCCCACGGGAUCCUCGGCCACGAUAUUCCCGUUCUCCUUGAACAGUCCUCAGUCGCCCAUCAAGCAGUUCUCCUCCUUCACAGCCUCUUCCUCGUCGCAGCAGACUGCAAAGUCGCCUUCCUCGCUCGGCGAUAAUGCUUCCAUUAAGAGCGACAGCGACGCCGCGCUGCCCAUCACCAGAAAGAUUUCCGCGCCUAGUCCUCUGCCUGGAGUCGACGGGUGUCCUUCGUCGAAGAAAGCUCACGACAACCCAGACAGCCACACGAAUCCCACGACAAGGCACGUUACGCCGUCGAGCAAACUCAGCAACACGGUCAAUUCGAUCAUCAGCACGAUCGCCACAAAGGAGCCUCUGCGCGCCAUAUCGAAUUCCAUAGCCCAAGAGCAGGCGCAUCCGCUGAGCCCGAUAACGAAAAAGCUGUCGGACCUGACGGUGUCGAAGCCGCGCCUCGUGACCGCGUCGCCGACAACUAGCCCCACGCCUUCGGGCUUCAAGCCCGUUCAGCUGCCGAAGCCCACCUCACCGAAAGUCGUCGACGACUGUUCUCCCACUCCCAGUUCAACUCCAACCCCGACGCCAACUUCGACGCCCACGCCGAGUCCACUCGACAGCGAGGGCUACGAGAAACUGCAGCCUGGUGCGACGCUUCUGCAUUACGCGAGUCUCGAUUUGCCCGACGUCAGCGGUGCUCCGCCGGUCUCGCCCACACCCGUUCAAGAGGGCUUCAACUACGCGGAAAUCGAUUUCGCCAAGCUCAAACAAAAUUAGGCUUAAAUACACGCGCAACAUACAUAAAGCGCUUGUAAAGAGAUACCGCCGAAAUUGUGAUGUGUUGUCGGUGCUUGACCUGUCGCCUCGCCUUCAGUUUUUCUGUCGUCAGCGUGUCAAUCGGGCGAUGACGAUAGCACCUUGUAAAUAGAGGAAUCAUGUAUGUAUCUUAUAUUAAUGAAAAGAACAGAAAAAUGCUCGAAUAAUUCAUGUAUACAUACGAAACGUUUAACUGUAAGUAUAUAUAAAUAUACAUAUAUAAAUAUAUAAUAUUAACGAUUAAUAAACGCGUAGUAAACGUCGAAUUCUCAUUUGAUUUUACUGCUUUGCAAAUUGUAUUCUCUUGAUCUUCCCCCUUAUAUAACCGUUUUGCCCGAUUAUGACUAUAAAAAUUAUUUAUUUUACAAGAUUUCAAGUAAAUUUGAAGACGAAAUAAAGAACGAUUAACUGCCAAACUUGUAAUAUUUAUUUGAUGCAUCUGAGUUUUGCUCGAGCAGUCUGUACUUAAUAAUGAUAAUUGACAAAAGUUAAUA